Ramularia collo-cygni is the source of this 2088-nucleotide messenger RNA. RefSeq lists its product as uncharacterized. The record is from RefSeq and is a predicted model, not a curated record. Gene Ontology annotation, cellular component: nucleus. The transcript has a single exon. NCBI's taxonomy places the organism in Eukaryota, Fungi, Ascomycota, Dothideomycetes, Mycosphaerellales, Mycosphaerellaceae. The coding region runs from base 1 to 2088 and encodes 695 amino acids.
AUGGCAAGACUGCGAAGAGAACCUGGAGGUGAUGCCAUCCCGAGUGCGCUUUCGACAAAGGCACGGAAAGUGCAAAACGAGGCGGAUACGAGCUCACCACCGCCUACGACACGGCGAAGACGGGCUAGACAUAUCAUUACCGACGACUCGGAUGAGGAUGAACCAGAGACACAUGCUAGACUCAUGCCAAAAGCCGCGACCAUCACACAAAAGAAGAGAACUCAGGUCCGACUGGCGCCUUUGGGCGCUAUACAGACAUUGAGCAGCAUCUCGAGCUUGGACAUAGCUGCAAAGGAGGAGAGUCUCGAGAAGAAGARACCUGUCAGGCGAGCGAUAUUGAAGCGAGAGACGCCGUUGGUACAAGAAAGUAGGAGUGGGAGCCAUGCGCCGGCAAGGCUAAGGAAUAAUGUCUCCGAGUCGCGUAAGGAUUCGGAAGAUGAGGAUGCGGAAGAGGAUGACGCAGAUGGUGAAGUUGCAGAAGAGGAGGAUGCGGAAGAGGAAGAUGUAGAGGAAAGCAUAUGGUGCGGUUCGGCCAGCGACCUUGAUGAGGAAUCCAACGAGGAGCUGCCUAGUAUGAAGAAGUUCUUCAAUCUGCCGCGGAGACACCAAGAACCUGCCCAGAGAUUCCCUUCACUGGACAUGGCAAAACAGAUGAAAGCUCUUACGGUCUUUGAUGAUUCGAGCGAAGCAAGGCCGACAAGAAUCUCUCCUACAAAGAAGAAAGGAAACUGUGAUAUCGCCAGCAUCUUUCAGGAUGAAGAUGAGGAGAUAUUCACCACCAAGAGCUUCCGUCCUACACAUCGGCCACAAGUCGGAGAGAUCUCGCGGCCAGGCAGCUCUUCAGACAAAGAGAAUGCCGCAGCCAUCAUUCGCUUCUCUCCUCCGCGGAAUUCAAAUCCAAUCAGAAGCCCGAGACCAUUGGACCGGCCAUUGACACCACCGCUGCAAUCGCCAUCGAAGUCUCGACUGAAGUCUCCAUCCAAACCAAGAACUCGCAUUCCCACUCCACCUCAUCGACCUAGUCUAGACGCGUUCUGGACAGCAGGCGCAGUCAAUGAGUGGAACGAUCAAUACUCUCCAAAGAAGAUACUCAAAUCUCCCCAGAAGCCUUUGUUCCAACCCACAUCAUCUUCGAGAGAUUCUGCAUCACCGCCACCAUCACCCUCGAAGCUACGAAGUCCCAGCAAAGCCGAGACUGCCUUGAGGAAGGAGUUCGUAGCACGGCGAGAAGAGUUGGCGAGGUCAUUUCUAGCUGAGUUGGACGAGACCAUCACACAAGGGCGUGUCGGAACGCUAGCAGCUAGCACAGGCGGCGUAAAACUGGUUUGGAGUAAGACUCUAACCUCUACAGCCGGACGAGCGAACUGGAGGAGAGAGACGACUAAGACUCGUGAUUCCAAGUCUUCACAGCCAACGCAAGUUCUGGCAACAAUGGAGAAACACUACGCUACCAUUGAGCUGGCCACGAAAGUCAUUGAUGAUGAGGAUCGCCUGUUGAACGUCCUUGCUCAUGAGUUUUGUCAUCUCGCAAACUUCAUGGUCAGUGGAAUCAAGGACCAGCCGCAUGGGAAGUCUUUCAAAGAAUGGGGAGCAAAAGCUACCAAAGCAUUCAAAGGCAGAGGUGUCGAGGUCACGACCAAGCAUAGUUAUACUAUUGAGUACAAGUAUAUCUGGGCGUGUGGUGGAUGGGAUGGCUGUGGUACGGAGUUCAAGCGGCACUCAAAGAGCAUUGAUCCAUCAAAGCAUCGAUGUGGUGUCUGCAAAGGUGAUCUCAUCCAAGUCAAGCCGAUCCCGAGAGGUGCCGGGAAGGGAAGUACUACGUCUCUGGAACCUGGGAAGAAGGGCGAAAAGCCAGCCGUCACGGGGUAUGCUGCUUAUGUGAAGCUGCACUUUGCAAGCGUCAAGAAGGCGUUGCCGGCUGGCAGUACCCAUAAAGAUGUGAUGCAGGCUUUGAGUAAGAAGUAUCAGGCCGAGAAAGUGGCGGGUGGGUCAUCAUCGCCUGCUGUGGAUGAAGAUCUUGCAGGUGUGGUGAAGGAUCUUGAGGCUGUCAAGCUGGGAGAUAGCCGGUCGCCGAUAGAAUUGGAUUGA